Arachis ipaensis is the source of this 1029-nucleotide messenger RNA. Lineage: Eukaryota; Viridiplantae; Streptophyta; Magnoliopsida; Fabales; Fabaceae. The record is from RefSeq and is a predicted model, not a curated record.
AUGGCUGACAAUAAGAAAGCUAGGUUGCAAGCUCAAGACCCAAAAGAUCCAACAAGAAAACAAUCCAUCACAAUAGUGGAAGAUGCAUUUGAAGAGCAAACUGGGGCUCCGAAGAAGAAAAAGAAGGUCCAACCAAACUCACUGUUUCAAGAAUGUGAGGGUAAUGGGAAUAAUUUAAAGGCUGCUGAAAAGAACCCCCAAAGUGGGAAUGAGACAAUGUUUCAAGCUGAAAAGAACUCGAAAACUGGGAAUAAAAAAAUUGUUGAAGAUGAUACAAUGGAUCAAGAUGAUGCAAGUUCUAAUGAGGAGGGAGAAGAUACAAGUGGGCUGAGCAUAGAAUCAAACAAAAAAAGAAUGAAUAUUGACAUGUAUUUUAAGGUGCAUGGGAUUAAUUUCAAAGAUGAGAAAGAUGAGGACGAUGAGCAAAAUGAGCAAGAUGCUGCAAAUAUUGACGGUAGUGGAGGACAAGCUAGUAAUAAAGGCACUAAAAAGAAAACUCGUGGCAAGACCUUAUGCAAAACACUUCAUGCCACUGAUUUUAAUGAUCGACGGGAGGUGGAGUUUUUACAAGGGCAGCCUAUUGGUCCAACCAAGGAGGUCGUAGAUAACUUAGGCCAAUUUUUGGGUUCAACAGUUAGAAAUCCCCGUUUUGUGACUUUGCUAUACACUAGUUGGCAUGGUGUGCCUGAUAAUAUCAAGAAGGGCAUGUGGGAGUACGCCAACCAAAAGUUCAUUCUUCCAAUAAGUUCAAAGCCAUGGGUUAUGCGGGGAUUUUGUCGUGCAUGGAAAAAAUACAAGGGUGAAAUUAAAAAAGAACAUUUCUUAAAGUACAACACAAAGAAAGAAAUGAUAAAGAACCGACCAUUAGAGAUUCCUGAAUUUCAGUUUCACAAGCUAAUUCGGUAUUGGAGUCUUCCCGCUGUCAAGGCUAUGUCUGUUAAGAAUACUGAAAAUAGGUCAAAGCAAACAUGUCCUCACCGAAUGGGUUCCACAAAUUUUGCAACAGUGCGCAAGCAGCUGGUAACAUAA